UUUAUGGACGCACAAGUCGUUCGCGCCGCCGCUCGGCAUGUCUGCGCGCACGCACGAUCAGCUGCUGCACUUUGAUUAGCAGCAGCCGCGCGCGGACUAGCAAGGAGCGCGUGCAAAGUGAACCGAGAGGGGCACACAUACACACACACACAGAGGAAGAGGAAGAAGAAGAAGCAGAGUAGGGCAGCGCGACCGCACCACCAGCACCACCAUGGCCUCAAAGGAGACCACCGCGGCGGGCUUCAUCAAUGUCACCCGGGAAAUCACAGAGAGCAUCCGGAAGGUUCUUGACAAGCAGCCCAUCAAGUUUGUGCGAGCCAUCAAACAGGACACCAAGAGCAGCCGAUCCGAAGACCGCAUCCUGGUGCUGGCCACAUGGAGGCUGUAUCUCUUCGCUGUCAAAGUUCCCACCAAGGUGGAGGUCACGUUCAAUUUCCUGGAGAUCCGAGCAAUGAACACAUUUCCAGAGUUCCAGGUGGUGAUCGACACGGACAAGACCACCUACUCUCUAAGGCUCCAGAGCCAGGAGCAGGUGGACCAUGUGGUCGGCCACAUCAACUACGCGCUCUCCCGCGUCUUCAACAACUCCAUCUACGCGCCUCCUAUAUGUCGAGCAGAGGGGGAGGUGGCAGACGGCGUUCACAAGUUUUCGCCUACUUCUGAUUCAUCGCUAGAAGCCCAAAAAACCUGUGGGGGUUUCUCUGAGACCUACGCGGCGCUGUGUGACUACAACGGGAUCGGCUGCAAGGAGGAGGUGCAGUGGGAUGUCGACACAAUCUACCACUCUCAGGAUAACCGAGAGUUCAACCUGUUGGAUUUCAGCCACCUCGACAGCCGGGACUUGGCGGUGAUUGUGGCGUCCAUGGCGUACAACACGUGGUUCACCAAACUCCACUGCAAGGACAUGCGCCUGGGCUCGGAGGUGGUGGACCAGGUGCUCCACACCGUCAGCAAGUCCAACAGCCUGGAGGAGCUGACGCUGGAGAACGCCGGCCUCAAGUCGGACUUCCCCCAGAAGAUGGCCUCCGCACUGUCGGAAAACCCGUCGUCCGUGAUCCACUCCCUCAACCUGUCACAUAACACACUGGACAACCAAGGUGUGUCCAACCUCAUCCUGCAGGUGUGUCGUCUCAACAAGGGUCUGCGCCUCCUCAACCUCUCCAAGACCUCGCUCAGCUCCAAGGGUGUGGUGUCUCUGUCCCAGGCGCUGUGCUCGAGUGAUGACUACUCCAACUCCCUGAUCCACCUGGACCUCAGCCGGAACCCUGGGGUGCUCUCUGGAGACGACGCCACUAACCUGUACCUUUUCCUGGCCCAGCCCAACUGCCUGGUCCAUCUCGACCUCUCCGGGACCGACUGCACUGUGGACUUGUUGUUCGGGGCUCUCCUGCGGGGCUGCUGUGCGGACCUCUCCUACCUGAACCUGUCCAAAAACACCUUCUCCCACAGGAGAGCCAGGGAUUCCCUGCCCACCUUCCGCCAGUUCUUCAGCUCCGCCUUCAGCCUGACCCACGUCAGCCUGGCCUCCAUGAAGGUGCCCCCAGACUCCCUAAGAGCUCUGUUCCUGGGUCUAUCCAACAACCCUCACAUCACAGAUCUCCACCUGGACAUCAGCGGCUGUGAGCUGAGGUCAGCUGGUGCCGGCGUGCUCCAGGAACUGUUUCCUCGUGUUGCCUGCGUUGGAACCCUUGACAUUUCCGAUAACGGGCUGGAUGGGGACAUGCUGGUGGUCCUCCCGUCCUUCUCCAGACACCCCUCGCUCAAGCACCUGCUGCUGGGGAAGAACUUCAACGUGAAGGGCCGGUUGCUGGACGAGAUUCUGCAGAAACUAGUUCACCUGGUGCAGGAAGAGGACUGUGCCCUGCAGUCCCUGUCCCUGGCCGACUCCAGGCUCCGUCAGCGGGGCACGGUGCUGGUGAACGCCCUGGGCUCCAAUGCCGGGCUGCGGAAGGUCGAUCUCAGUGGGAACUGUCUGGAAGACUCUGGGGCCAAGAUGCUGAGCAAGGCCCUGCAGAUCAACACGACUCUGAGGAGUGUGACAUGGGAUCGCAACAACACCACGGUGCUGGGACUUCAGGAUGUAGCCAGAGCCCUGGAACAUAACUUCACCAUCCACUACAUGCCCCUCCCCCUCAGUGACGUGGCGCAGGCGUACCGCAGCGCUCCAGAGAAGAUGGAACAAGCCAUCACCAAGAUUCAACGCGCCCUCUUGAGGAACAACCAGACGCAGAGGUUUUCCCAGAAGCAAGCCCUCAGGCUGAACCAAGGCCUGGUUACCAGCACCGCCGAACAGGUGAUGGAGCGGCUGUGUGUGCGUGUGCAGCAGCAGGUGUCUGUCCUGAGAGGAUCAGAGGAUCAGGAAGAGGUGCAGGCAGCCAAGCAGAUCCUUAAGGAGGCCAAGAACUCCAGGGCGCUGUACCCGUCUCUGUGUGAGCUGGCUCAUGUCCUGUCUGUAGACGGGCCGGUGAGACAGAGACUGGAGACUCUGGCCGGGGAGCUGACCAAGGCGGCGGACAAGGAGCUGCAGGUGAUCGUGGACUCCAUGGUGUCCCUGUGUCGCGAGCUGUGUCCCAUGUCCUCCCUGGCGGCGGAGAGACUCAACCCCCCGCUGUCCUCCGUCUCGGAGCAGGUGUCCAUCCCCCGAGGCACAGUGCGCUGCGCCCUGAUGGACCGGGCCGCCGAGGACAUCAACAAGGCUCUGGAAGAGGUGAAGCUGUCGGUGGUGUCCUACCUGACCAACUCCAUCGUGGACCAGAUCCUCCAGGAGCUGUACACCACCCACAAGACCCUGCUGCGGCAGGUGUCCCAGGCCAAGCGAUGGGAUGAGGGGGGGCCCAACCGGCGCACGCUACGGCAGUCCCGGAUGACGGACGUGAUGGAGUUCCCCGAGGAGGACCUGGGGAUGAACCUGGGGAUCGACACCAUGGCUAUCAACAAGAGAAGCGCCCGGACUAGAAGGAUCCGCCCCGUCUCCAGCCGGCCGAGUCUCGGUGAGGACGCCAGUGGCUCCCCCACCCCCUCUGCCUCCCCCCAACCGCCACCGCCUCCGCCUCCACCAUCGCAGCUCUCCCGCUCAGCAUCCUGGGACGGCCUGUCCACCCUCCCCACUAAUGGCUCGCCGCUACAUCAUGUGACCCACGUCAGGCCACGCCCCCCACGGCGGCACAGGGCGGGGUACCCGCAGCCAGAGACUCAUGGCUCCGAAAACGGGGCGAUCAAUGUUCUGGAAGAUGGAUUGCCUGACUUCUACACCAAGCGUGUUCUCCCUGACAGCCAGCUCUCGUCUCUCCAUAACAACCCGUCCAUGCGUAGGAAGAAGAGGCGCAGCGUGCUCUCCAUCUUCUCUGGCUUCCGCAAGAACCGCAACUCCAUGACAUCCAAUCCGGACACAGAUCUCCCGGAGAACGUCUACUCUAUGAUCCAGCACCCAAAGGACCCCGGACAGACGGAGACCCCCAUACGGGGCUUCCACACGGCCUCCCCGCCCAUGCCGGUGAUGGGAAUUCUCUCUCUCUAUCUCCCCCCCCCCCCCCCCCCCUGUACUGCUACCUCUCUCGCCCGCCAGUCCACAGACCUGGUCAGCAUGGUGUACAGCUGCAUCGGGGCCGACAUCGACGACUCGGACACCUGCAGCUCCAGCGGGGAUUUCACGCCCUCGGGGGGAGCUAACGGCCACGCCCUCGGCCACGCCCCCCUGCCCACCCACAGGCACCUGGAGUCGGACCGGAUGGAGCGGGACGGGCCCCUGGCAGAGGGGGAGGAUGUGAGGGAGAAGCUGGGUGGAGGUGGAGGAGCCCCAGGGACACACAGACCAGAUCCCCCGUCUCAGAUCAGCAAGCCCAGCAUGGCCGUCAUGAGACAGCGACACCUGCAGGGCAGUUCAGAGGAGGCGGCGAGGCCGGAGGGGGAGUGGGACGAGGAGCAGGCGGACCCCCCCCAGAGGGAGGACAGGGUCUGGACGCGGGGAGCAGAGCGCCCCCCUCUGCCCACCAAGCCCAGUUUUGACCAAUCGGCAGACGAGGCUGUCUCAGAGAAGACUUCCCCUGUCAGCCCCCACGCCGAAGUGCCGACCAAUGAGAAGAAAAGCAUCAGUUUUGUUCUGCCCCCCUCAGCCAAGGAUCCCUCCUCUGAUUGGUGUACGACUCCGGUCAUUCAAGAGGAGGCGGCUGAGGAUAGGACGAGCCCGCCCUGCUCAGAUGAAGAAGAAGGAACUAACAGUUUUCCAGGCCCACAGCCACACAUCAACAGGAAGGCCCACUCCUGUGAUAUGGGCAUGGAGCGGGGCAGCCCCCCUGGGGUCCUGGAGCGGUCCUCGGACCCCCGGUUCCCCAUGAGGAAGGCGUCCUUCCCCCAAUACAGAAGCCCGUCCCUGGACUACCCCGUCAGCACCCGCUGUCAUGAAAGUCCACCGCACGACCAAAGGGACGGCUUAUGACAUCACCAGCGGUCGAGAGGACCGGAAGGAGACCAGGGUGGCAUAGAGUGAGGAUCAAAAAAAGCUAAAACUGUGCGUACCCGACGGUGAAGCACCGACGAGGGGUUUCUGGGCGAUGUUGGGUUCUUUUUCAUACACUGCAGACAUUUUCUCAUCGAAGGUGCAUGUGUGCUCUUAUGUUUAGUUUUGUAUUUGUUCUUAUUAUUACGAUGAUUAUUAAUUGCACUGGCUGUGUGUCUUUCUCCAGAAGCGGAAACACACGCACAUAACCCGCGCGCGCCAAUAAGUAUGGCUCUUGUUUCAUUUUUACUAAGGCGGGAGGACAUGGCGGUCCUUCUUAUGUUCAGCAGACAAUCUGUGACCGGCUCGCCCUCCGGAGCACCUUUGUAUUUAUUUCAACUUUGGACAUGUAAAUAUGGACUAGAAAUCAAAUUAACCGAAUUAGCCGUUGUGGAAACUGAACGGAUGAAGUAACGUUUUUAUUUGUAGUUCUGAUUCAUUUAGUUAAGUGUCUGUUUCGUGUGCUUUUUGGUGUCUGUGCUGGCAGAGAAAUGCUACAAUCCCCAGUGCGUGUCGCCCCUGAAAUAAUGACUAUUUUAAUCUGAUUUUACAGGCCUGAAAAUGAGUAUAUUUUCUAAAAAAAAAUGCCUCUAUGAAUGAUAAUAAAUAAAAUUUGAUUUUACCAAAGAAA
Gadus morhua (Atlantic cod) is the source of this 5126-nucleotide messenger RNA. RefSeq names its product capping protein regulator and myosin 1 linker 3 (gene carmil3). Gene Ontology annotation, biological process: cell migration; regulation of Arp2/3 complex-mediated actin nucleation. Gene Ontology annotation, cellular component: plasma membrane; lamellipodium. Bases 212 to 4435 code for a protein of 1407 amino acids. The record is from RefSeq and is a predicted model, not a curated record. NCBI's taxonomy places the organism in Eukaryota, Metazoa, Chordata, Actinopteri, Gadiformes, Gadidae. The transcript has 41 exons. Gene Ontology annotation, molecular function: protein binding.